UUACUGGGCAGCUGCCUCUCCUCGCAGCCUCGACAUGGAGUCGUACCUGAUCCACGUGAACGGGCACGGGGACCGUCCCGCCGUCCUGGACGUCCACGUCAACAUCGGCGGCGGUGGCCCAGCCCCGGGCAAGGGGAAGGGCCGGAAACCGCGGUGGGCAGUGAGGGCCUCUGAGAUGUCCAAGAAGACCUUUAACCCCAUCCGCGCCAUCGUGGACAGCAUGCGGGUGGAGCCCAACCCCCAGAAGCCCAUGAUCUCUCUGUCCAUCGGUGACCCCACAGUGUUCAGGAACCUGCCCACGGACGACGAGGUCACCCGGGCGGUAAAGGAGGCCCUGGACUCGGGGCGCUACAAUGGCUAUGCCCCCUCGGUCGGGUACCUGUCCUGCCGGGAGGUCAUUGCUGCCUCCUACAGCUGCCCAGAAGCACCUCUGAAAGCCCAGGACGUCAUCCUGACCAGCGGCUGCAGCCAGGCCAUCGAGCUCGCCUUGGCGGUGCUGGCCAACCCAGGCCAGAACAUCCUGGUGCCCCGGCCCGGCUUCUCGCUCUACAAGACGCUGGCGCUGUCCCUGGGCAUCGAGGUCAAGUUCUACAACCUCCUGCCUGAGAAGUCCUGGGAGAUCGACCUGAAGCACUUGGAGUCGCUGGUGGACGAGAAGACGGCCUGCCUCAUCGUGAACAACCCGUCCAACCCCUGCGGAUCCGUCUUCAGCAAGAGCCACCUCCAGAAGAUCCUGGCAGUGGCCUCAAGGCAGUGUGUCCCCAUCCUGGCCGAUGAGAUCUACGGUGACAUGGUGUUUGCGGACUGGAAGUACGAGCCCAUCGCGGCACUCAGCACCAAUGUGCCCAUCCUGUCCUGUGGGGGCCUGGCCAAGCGCUGGCUGGUGCCUGGCUGGAGGAUGGGCUGGAUCCUUGUCCACGACCGGAGAGACAUCUUUGGGAAUGAGAUCAGGGACGGGAUCCUGCGGCUGAGCCAGCGCAUCCUGGGGCCCUGCACGCUCGUCCAGGGUGCCCUGGAGCACAUCAUGCGGCACACGCCGGCCGAGUUCUACCACAACACGCUCAGCUUCCUCAAGGCCAACGCUGACCUGUGCUACACGGCCCUGUGUGCUGUGCCCGGCCUGCGGCCCAUCCGGCCUGCAGGGGCCAUGUACCUCAUGGUGGGGAUCGAAAUGGAGCAUUUCCCCGAGUUUGAGAACGAUGUGGAGUUCACGGAGCGGCUGAUCGCAGAGCAGUCGGUGUUCUGCCUGCCCGCCACGUGCUUCGAGUACCCCGGCUUCUUCCGCGUGGUGAUCACGGCGCCCGAGGAGAUGAUGCUGGAGGCCUGCGCCCGCAUUCAGGAGUUCUGCGAGCGGCACUACCAGGGCAGCGAGGUGGCCCAGGACCUGGAGUGCGACAAAUAGCUGAGCACAACUUGCCCCUACCUCCAUCCAGCCGUGCCCCAUGCAGCACCAGCACCCCACCACCCCUCGCCUGGAGCAGGCUCCUGUCUGGCCGCUGCCCUGACUGGUCCUCAGCAUCACAGGCAGCAAGCACUUGGUGCUGCCGCCUGCAGCCCCUCCACCCCUCCUGGAGCCCGUGUGCGGGCUUGUGCCACUCAGCCCCCCACCCCUCCCUCGCACGGGGAGGCGUCACCUGCUGCUCUGCUCCUCGGGGUUGGGCUCCACGCAUGGCAACAGCUUCCCGCUCCCUGCCCCUCGCAGCUCCGCUCAGUCUUGAGCUGGACUCUGCCCGACAGGCCCGUGCCAGCCCCCAGCGCUCAGCCCCUCCCUCAGGCCAGGGCAGGGCUGGACAGUCGGGCAACAGCCCCUUCUCCAUCUCUGCCUGACGCUGCCCACUGCAGCUGCUGGUCUUGUCUUCUCCAGCACCAUCCUCACCUGAGCACCAUCCACUGUGCCUUUUGAGCUGCAAAUGACAUAAGUUAUUGUGACUUUUUGUACGAAUAAAGGUUCUGACAAGCUG
Molecule: messenger RNA, 1961 nt
Organism: Gavialis gangeticus (Gharial)
Lineage: Eukaryota; Metazoa; Chordata; Crocodylia; Gavialidae
Product: tyrosine aminotransferase-like
Exons: 11
Coding region: 35-1402 (455 amino acids)
Biological process (GO): aromatic amino acid catabolic process; biosynthetic process
Molecular function (GO): L-tyrosine:2-oxoglutarate transaminase activity; pyridoxal phosphate binding
Source: RefSeq, a predicted model, not a curated record